AACUGAGGCACGGUGCUGACAAGAUGGCGGUCGUGCCGCCAAAAUGGCCGCCGGGUCCGCAAAAUGGCCGCCGGGACCUCAAAAUGGCGGCCCUUCUGGGUGGGGCGUGUGGUGGGGGGGAUAUAUCCCGGCAUGCUCUGCGGUGGCGGGGGGGGGGGGAUGCUUCCCAUCAUGCUUCGCGGCGGAGCGGGAUGCCGGUUGCUAAGGGCGGAGGGUUGAUGCGGAGGGGGCGGAGCUUGGUUGCUGGGGCGAGCGAAGACGAGGUAGCGAUUGGUUGAGCGGUUGCUAGGGGGCGGGGUUAACACCCACCGGGCCCGGCAGUAGUAGUGGCGGUGGCGGCGGCGGGGCCGGGCCGGGCCGGGCCCGGCGGGCGAAGGCAACGGCGGGGCCUGGCCCGGCGGGCAACGAGGAACGGCCAUGGAAUUUCCCUUCGACCUGGCCGCCGUGUUGGGCGACCGUUUCUGCGUAGUGGACCAGCACUUGCGACCCGCUGGGCGCCGUGGGCCCACCCACCGGGGGGACCUGGAGCAGCAGCUGAGGACGGUCAUCGACGAGCUGGGCAAGGCCUCGGCCAAGGCCCAGGGCCUCCCGGCCCCCGUCACCAGCGCCGCGCGCAUGGAGGCCAACCGCCACGUCCUCUACAUCCUGCGCGAUGCCGACGGCCGAGGGACCCCCAAAGGCGCCGUCAUCGGCUUCCUCAAGGUGGGCUACAAGAAGCUCUUCCUUCUGGACCAUAAUGGUGCCCAUAACGAAGCAGAGCCGCUUUGCGUCCUGGAUUUUUACAUCCAUGAGUCGUUACAACGACAUGGUUAUGGGCGGGAGCUUUUCCAGCACAUGCUGCAGAGCGAGAGGGUGGAACCCUGGCGUUUGGCCGUCGACCGACCCUCUGAGAAGCUCCUGGCUUUUCUCCGCAAACACUACGGCCUCGCCGACGCCAUCCCGCAGGUGAACAACUUCGUCAUCUUUGAGGGUUUCUUCUCCAACCGACCGGCCCCACCCCGCCGCCCGCCCCCCAAGCGCACCGAGGAGGAGAUCAAGCCUUAUUCGCUAUCGGAGCGCGACUUCUUACGAGAAGAGACGGAGCCUCCUUGGCCGUUCAACUUGACCUCGGGGCGGGCGGGGGGCUCGCCGGUGCGCGGCAGCCUCCGACCGUUCCUGCUGCGGCGGGAGACGCCGGAUGGACAGACGGACCCCCGGCCGCCGGACGGACGGACGGACGCCCCCCAGCACCGCCGCGCUAGCUCCCUUGGGCGCGCCGGCCGAUGAGCCCCACGGCAGCUCUCCCCGCGGCGGGGCCGUGGGGGGCUCAGCGCCUGCUGGGUGUAGGGAUGUGGGGUGCCAGUUCCUGCCCCACAGCCCCCCUGGGUGCCAGUUCCUGCCCCAUAGCCCCUAUGGGUGCCUGUCCCCACAGCCCCACUGGGUGCCAGUUCCUGCCCCAUAGCCCCUAUGGGUGCCCGUCCCUGCCCCAUAGUCCCAGUGGGUGCUAGUUCCUGCCCCACAGCUCCCGUGGGUGCCUGUCCCUGCCCCACGGGUGCCCCCUUCCUGCCCCACAGCUCCCGUGGGUGCCUGUCCCUGCCCCACGGGUGCCCCCUUCCUGCCCCACAGCUCCCGUGGGUGUCUGUUCCUGCCCCGUGGGUGCCCCCCUUCCUGCCCCAUAGCUCCCGUGGGUGCCUGUCCCUGCCCCGUGGGUGCCCCCUUCCUGCCCCAUAGCUCCCAGGGGGUGCCUGUCCCUGCCCCAUAGGUGCCUGUCCCCACUCCACAGCCCCUCUGAGUGCCCAUCCCUGCCCCACAGCCUCACUGGGGGGGGGGCCCAAUUCCUGCCCCAUAGCCACCAUGGGUGCCUGUUCCUACCCCAUGGGUGCCUGCCCCUGCCCCACAGACCCAGUGGGUGCUAGUUCCUGCCCCAUAGCCCCCAUGGGUGCCCCUCCUCACCCCGGGGGUGCCUGUCCCAACCCCACAACCCCACGGGGGGGGUCCCAGUUCCUGCCCCAUAGCCCCCAUGGGUGCCUGUCCGUCCCCCCCCCCCACUCCAGCCCCAGUGGGUGCCCGUCCCCACCCCACAAGUGCUCAUCCCUGCCCCACAGCCCCCAUAGGUGCUCAUCCUCCCCCCCCCCACGGCCCCUGUGGGUGCAUGUCCCUGCCCCAUGGGUCCUCGUGUCCCCCCCCCCACAGCCCCCGUGGGUGUCCCUCCCCACCCCACGGCCGCGGGGUGGGGGGGGGGGUGCCCUUCCCCUCCACUUUUUGGUUACAUUUCAAUAAAAAUGGUGACUCUCA
Messenger RNA from Aquila chrysaetos chrysaetos, 2274 nucleotides. It is a transcript of the gene ATAT1, whose product is annotated as alpha tubulin acetyltransferase 1. Gene Ontology annotation, molecular function: tubulin N-acetyltransferase activity. Gene Ontology annotation, cellular component: microtubule. NCBI's taxonomy places the organism in Eukaryota, Metazoa, Chordata, Aves, Accipitriformes, Accipitridae. The record is from RefSeq and is a predicted model, not a curated record. The transcript has 10 exons. Gene Ontology annotation, biological process: alpha-tubulin acetylation. Bases 418 to 1266 code for a protein of 282 amino acids.